Penaeus indicus is the source of this 1500-nucleotide messenger RNA. RefSeq lists its product as uncharacterized. Lineage: Eukaryota; Metazoa; Arthropoda; Malacostraca; Decapoda; Penaeidae. Gene Ontology annotation, cellular component: chitin-based extracellular matrix. The record is from RefSeq and is a predicted model, not a curated record. Gene Ontology annotation, molecular function: structural constituent of chitin-based larval cuticle. The coding region runs from base 44 to 1369 and encodes 441 amino acids. The transcript has 2 exons.
GAAGUUAGUCCGAGUGGUGGGAGCAAGCGGACUUCAGAGCAUCAUGGGUACUCAGUGGGUAGUAGUGGUGGUGGCAGUCGCGGCUUGUGUCCUGCACAGCCCCGAGGCCAGGCCCACCCAGACGUCUCCAUCCAAAGCCGCUUCUCAGCCCUCCUCCCCGAAAACCUCCGUCCGCCUCCAAAACCUGUCCCAGACGGUGAAGGGCGACCUCAACCGCGUGUGGAACUCGCAGCUCGACCAACAGCGGGCCAAGGUCAACCUGCCCGAUAACACAGUCAAGUUCUUCGACCGCCCAGGCGAGGGCCGCUAUCUCUACGGCUUCGAGGCUGGCGACGACGGCCGCACGCACAUGCAGGCCUCCGACGGCAAGGGCCAGACCGUCGGGAAAUACUCGUACACCGACGCCAACGGCAAGGACGUCGAGGUGCACUACGUGUCCGACGACAGCGGGUUCAGGGUGAUCAGCAACAACCUUCCCGAAGACACCGACGACGUGAAGAAAGCCAAGGAGGAAUUCUUCAAGUUCUUCGAGGAGAGGAAAGCCGCUCAUCAGGCAGACAAAGACAACGCCGCCGUGGUCGAGAUGAUCGGAAAGUCGGCCGUUCCCGUGGCCGCUGCGUCGACGGCGGCCAAGGCUGCUGUGGCGGAGGAGGAAGAGGAAGGCGACGGAGGGGAAGAAGGCGAAGGAGAGGAAGGGGAAGGAGAAGAAGAGGAAGAAGAAGAGGAGGAAGAGGAAGAAGGAGAGGAGGAUGAGGAAGAAGAGGAGGAGGAUGAAGAGGAAGAGGAAGAGGAAGAAGAGGAUGAGGAGGAAGAUGAAGACGAGGAGGAGGAAGAUGAUGAGGAAGAAGAUGAAGAUGAAGAAGAAGACGACGACGAAGACGAGGAGGAGGAGGAAGAUUCGGAUGAAGAGGAAGAGGAAGAUUCAGAUGAAGAGGAAGAUUCGGACGAAGAAGACAGCUCUUCCUCAUCAGAAGAAGACAGCAGCAGCAGCAGCAGCAGUGAGGAGGACAGCGAUGAGGAUGAGGAAGACAGCGAUGAGGAUGAGGAAGGAGAUGAUGAUGACGAAGAAGAUGAAGAGGAGGAAGGCGAAGAAGACGAUGAAGAAGAAGAUGAUGAUGAAGAAGAGGACGAGGACGACGAUGAGGACGAAGAGGAUUCCGACGAAGGGGAUGACGAGGACAGCAGUUCGUCUUCCUCCUCCUCCUCCUCCUCCUCUUCCUCAGAGGAAGAUGACGAGGAAGAGGACAGUGACGAGGAGGACGAGGACUCCAUGAGCGAGCAGAGCUUACUCAGCAAGUUCCAGAAGGACUUCGGCCGGAGACUUUAUACCACAAAGAUCCAUUACCCCGGCACAGCCAAUACGAUCUGAUAGGGAGAAAGGUCCUUUGUAUUUUCUUUUCCUCAGAUUUUGACCUUAUGGAAGUCGAAAAAGGGAGAAAAUUAAGUUCCGAAGUCACGUAUCUUCUUGGUAUCAGCUGACUCCGGUCGAUUUAUUUUUCU